This is a messenger RNA of Linum tenue, 2667 nucleotides long. Lineage: Eukaryota; Viridiplantae; Streptophyta; Magnoliopsida; Malpighiales; Linaceae. The record is from the annotation of a GenBank genome assembly.
AUGUGCAGAUGGAAAUUCAUGGACUCACCUGAGGCUGUUCGUAAGCAGGACUUCUCCGAAACAUUGCCCCAGGCGUCAGUUCAAGAUUUGGGUGUGAUCCUGAUGGGAUCUGGAUAUGAGGUUUUUCUUAAGGGGCCACGUCUAUAUGCAUUUAAGGGUCUCGUGGGUCGGUACACCCCAAUUGGAGUACACUUAGCCAUGCUGCUGAUAAUGGUGGGUGCAACUCUUAGCGCCACAGGAAGCUUUAGGGGAUCGGUUACAGUUCCACAAGGGUUGAAUUUUGUUGUAGGAGAUGUGCUGGGACCAAGUGGGUUUCUCUCCUUUCCCACUGAAGCUUUCAGCACUGAGGUUCACGUCAACAAGUUCUCCAUGGACUACUAUGAGAGUGGAGAGACUGACUGGAGCAUUUCAGCAUUGCAAGUAGUCAAAGAUGGGGAAGGACCUUUCAAUCUGCCAAUGGCGCCACUAAAAGUAAACGGGGAUAAGAAACUCUACGGGACAAUCUUACCAGUUGGGAGUAUUGAUGCUCCUAACGUCAAGGGAAUAUCAAUGCUUGCUCGUGAUCUACAGUCCAUUGUGUUGUAUGAUCAAGAAGGGAAAUUCGUUGGAGUUCGACGACCUAACUCCAAGCUUCCAAUUGAGAUUGAUGGGAUGAAAAUUAUUAUUGAAGAUGCAAUUGGAAGCAGCGGUCUUGAGCUUAAGACUGACCCUGGAGUUCCAGUAGUGUACAGCGGAUUCGGUGCUCUAAUGCUCACAACAUGCAUCAGCAUCUUAUCACAUGCACAGAUAUGGGCUUUACAAGAUGGAACGUCAUUGGUUAUUGGAGGCAAAAGCAACAGGGCGAAGGGUGAGUUCGAAGGGCAGAUUAACCGAAUGCUUGAUCAAGUACCAGAGCUGGUCGAGUCAUCAUCAUCGUCGGUCACUAAGCAAUCUAAAGACAUGGUCGCUGCAGCCUCCUUCACUGAUCCAAGUGCCAGACCCAGUUGAUCGCAUCCCGCUAGCUAGGGUCAGUGUCUAGUUCUUGGGGACCUUGAAUCGCAAGGAAAUGUGCAUGCAUGCAAGCAUGGUUCAUACUUCAUAGGGAGAGCUGUUAGAGGUUUUGAAAAGUUGUGCAGAGAGAGCCAUAAAGGGUCCUACAAAAUACUGGUUAUGGCAUAUACAAGCUUCCACCCGAGGAUUGAAGACGGCCUAAGACGAGUAUUUUUCUCUGUGUUUAUAUCAACUGUAAACCAAGAAUGGAAGGAAAUUGUUUGAAUGUAUAGUUAAAGAGGGCUAGAUUUCACCCAUUUUCCAGUACAUCAAAGAAAAGAGAAAAACAAAUGAACCCAGCUCCAACUGCCUUCCUUUCAUUCUUAUUAUACAGAGUGAUUACCCCCAAGCUCGUAUCACUGAAGAUAUUCCCAGACUACUCCCUAAUCAAUAACCCUUGCCGUCGGAAUCUGAUGAUAAUGAAAUCAUGGGAAAAUCUUGCGCCUCCGUCGUGGAGUCUCUCGCUUCACAUAUACUUUCUCUGUCUCGUUUAGAGGUCGGCUGGAGCCAUCUGGUAAACUUACAAACUUCCAGCCACCGCCACCUCCACGCUUUCCUUGAGGGCCCAUUUUCUCCACCGUGAAGUUCCAGCCUUCAGAUGGGCGCCGCCUACUAUAUUUGUGGCAUUUAACCUUCCCAGCAAUUUUCAUUUUGUUGAAUUCCAUCCUCUGGACAAACUCUUGGUACAGCAUUUCAUCUUCUUUCAUGGAUAUCUCAUAGUGGACUUCAUCUGGAUCCCGAGUUGUACCAUCCCAACCCUCGGGCAUCACCUUGAAAUCAGGUUUGUAAGGAAGAGAUGCUACAUGAAACUCUCUGUCAUGGGAAUUGAAAAAUUCUGGGCAGGUAUCAAGCAAAAGUUCGACUGAGUCAUCGUGGAUACGACCACGCUUUCUCUCCUCUUCCUCCUCUUCCUUGAGCCAGAGAAUGGCAUGCACUCUCUGCCUCAUGAUUCUGUAGUCCUUGGCAAGCUUCUCAACAGUGUACACUUCAGGGUUCUCUUUGUGCAACCGAUACAUCUCUGCCUUCUCUGAAUCCUUAAGAUAAGAUCCUCUAGCACCAGGCUCCUCUACUUGCUUCAACAACCCACUUAUUUCGCGUAAUCUCUCCCCCCAUCCAUUAACAAAAGCCCUCCCUUUCUUGUUCUCUGCAUCCAGUUCGUUUAGCUUAUCAUCAAGAUCCUGCAACUCAGAUAUCUUCAACGACUGAGAAGCUGUGUUUUCCUUGCCAGUUGAACUUGCCAUCUUGCCAACCAUCUCCCCAUCAAAAUGAUCCUUGGUCAAUCCAGUUGACCAUGAUGAAACAGAGUCCCAUCCCAGAUCAUCAGACCCGGUCGAACCGAAGGACGAUCCACCUGCAGCAGAAUUUUCCCAAUCGUUCGUUCCCUGAUUUCCACCACCACCACCACUACCGCCCGACUGUAAAGAAAAGCCACGUGCCCUAAUGAAUUGACUUGCUUCAGCACCAAAUGCAGAUGUAGCACUUGUUUCCUUUAGAAAUCUCGAUGCAGGUGUACUACUGCACACCGUGGUUGAGGAUAACCGAGAUAUUACGCGGUGAAUAGUGUGCAUAUCUGCAGUAAACUACCCUGGAUGGAGCAAAUGAAAAUCUCAGCACCACAACAGAAGCUCAGAAGUAACC